Messenger RNA from Gossypium raimondii (Peruvian cotton), 2758 nucleotides. Its product is annotated as probable linoleate 9S-lipoxygenase 5. The record is from RefSeq and is a predicted model, not a curated record. The transcript is spliced from 9 exons. Gene Ontology annotation, molecular function: oxidoreductase activity, acting on single donors with incorporation of molecular oxygen, incorporation of two atoms of oxygen; metal ion binding; protein binding. NCBI's taxonomy places the organism in Eukaryota, Viridiplantae, Streptophyta, Magnoliopsida, Malvales, Malvaceae. The coding region runs from base 68 to 2542 and encodes 824 amino acids. Gene Ontology annotation, biological process: lipid oxidation.
UGUUCCCACAUUCUACAAAGCCAACGACCAAAACAUACGUAAACAGAUCCUCUUUAUAUUUGUAGCCAUGAAGAUUCCGAGCACCGUAGUAUUAAUGAGGAAGACCGAAAAGGACUUCAACGACCCUGAUGACAAAUGGUCAGCCUUGCACGAUGCCGGAAAAAUAUUGUUUCUUCAGAAAAAGGUUUCCUUGAAGCUCAUUAGUGCUGAUAUCGUCGAUUCCAACCCUAAAAAUAAAUAUGGAGGAAAGAUAGGAUCAGAGAUUCACUUAAAAGGAUGGAAUAACAGAAGCGCUUACUUGGAAGACAGAACAUUCCAUGUUUACUUUGAGUGGGACGAAGAUUUUGGAACACCAGGAGCUGUCUUGGUCCAUAAUCCAUAUGAAAGUGAAUUCUACCUCAAAACCAUCACUCUUCAAGAUGUUCCUGGUCGAGGUCCCAUCCACUUCCUUUGUAAUUCUUGGGUUUACCAAAACCAAGGGAGCCGUAUUUUCUUCUCUACCAAGGCAUAUCUUCCACGUGAUACCCCAGAAGCACUUCGUAAGUGUAGAGAAGAAGAGUUGAGAAUGUUGAGAGGAAAUGGAGAAGGAAAGCUUGAGGUAUGGGAUCGAGUUUAUGAUUAUGCUGUGUACAACGAUUUGGGAAGGCUCCCUGUUCUCGGAGAUUCCCAUGAGUAUCCUUAUCCUAGGAGAGGAAGAACCGGUCGGCCGAUAUUAGAUCACAAGGAAAAGACGGAGAGCAGAAACUUUAAAUACGAUCAGUUUAAUAUUUACGUCCCUAGAGAUGAACAAUUCAGCCGGCACAAGAAAUCGGAAUUCCGAGAUAAUAAGUGGAAAAGCUUGAUUCAUGCAGUGUCUCCUGUAAUUGAAGCUUACAUUCGGGACGAGUUCGAAUCUUUUCAAGAAAUAAAUAACGUGUACGACGAUGGAACUUCUAAUGUUUUUGAUUCUUUCACCAGUGGCUUUUUCAGGGCUAUUUCUCGCAAAGGAAAAUUUCCAUUGCCUCAAGUCAUUAAAGAGGACCGGGCUGCAUGGGGUAGGGAUGAAGAAUUUGCUAGAGAAAUGAUUGCCGGUUUGAACCCUCUUCUCAUUCGUCUUCUCAAAGAACAUGAAUUCCCUCCACUUAGCAAGCUAGAUCCUGAAUUUUAUGGUAAUCAAAACAGUUGUAUUACAAAACAGGAUAUCCAGUCUAACUUGGAUGGACUUAGUGCUGAACAGGCACUGAAGAACAAGAGGUUGUUUAUAUUGGAUCAUCAUGAUUCGGUGAUGCCGUAUCUUCGGAAGAUAAACAAGGAAACUAAAACAAAGACUUAUGCAUCACGGACACUUCUCUUCUUGAGAGACGACAACACGUUGAAACCGGUGGCGAUCGAGUUGAGCUUGCCGAAUGAAAAAGGAGAUAAGUUUGGUGCUGUUAGUAAGGUGUACACUCCAACACAAGAUGGAGUUGAGGGUCAUAUUUGGCAGUUAGCUAAAGCCUAUGUAGCUGUGGUUGAUACUGGUCAUCAUCAACUAAUAAGCCACUGGUUGAACAGUCAUGCAGCUAUAGAGCCAUUCAUUAUUGCAACAAACAGGCAGCUGAGUGUGGUUCAUCCAAUUUAUAAACUACUGCACCCACACUAUCGUGACACGAUGGCUAUUAAUGCGUUAGCCAGGGAAGUUCUAGUGAAUGCAGGUGGAGUGUUAGAGACAACAUUUUACACAGGGCAAUAUUCCAUGGAGAUGUCAUCGGUAAUUUAUAGAAGUUGGAAUUUCAUGGAGCAAUCACUUCCUAAUGAUCUCAAGAAAAGAGGAAUUGCAGAUGGUGAUAUAAACUCCCUCAAAGACCUUGACAAACUAGUAAUAGAAGAUUAUCCAUAUGCUGUGGAUGGGUUGAAGAUAUGGUUUGCAAUUAAAAAGUGGGUCAGUGACUACUGUUCCUUCUAUUACAAGGUAGAUGGAAUGGUCCAAGAAGACCCUGAACUUCAAGCAUGGUGGAAAGAACUUCGAGAGGUAGGUCAUGGUGACAAGAAAGAUGAACCCUGGUGGCCUAAAAUGCAAACACGUGAAGAGCUGAUAGAAUCUUGCACUAUUAUCAUAUGGUUAGCCUCUGCUUUCCAUGCAGCUGUCAACUUCGGACAAUACGCCUACGGAGGCUACUCUCCGAACCGUCCAACAGGGAGCCGUCGGUUCAUGCCUGAGAAAGGUACCCCUGAAUAUACUGAGCUUGCGAACAACCCAGAGAAGGCUUUCCUCAAAACAAUAACUCCACAACUAACAUGCCUCCAAGGGAUGACAUUGGUAGAAACUCUAUCACAACAAUCAUCAGAAGAGGUGUAUCUUGGAACACGAGAAGAUAAUUGGACGACAGAUAAAGAACCAUUGUCGUAUUUCAAGGCAUUUCACGACAGACUUGCUGAAAUUGAAGAUGAAAUCACAAGCAUGAACGAGGACGGGAAGUGGAAGAAUCGUGUAGGUCCGGUCAAGGUGCCGUACACUUUGUUGUUUCCAACCGGUGAAGUUGGACUUCCUGGCAAGGGAAUUCCGAAUAGCAUAUCAAUCUAAAUAGACUGAGCUAAGUGGCAUGCAUCAUUAUACUAAAUAAGUGUUGCUGGCAUUACAACACAUCAUCGUAUUGCUGCCCAAAUUUGUGUUAGUCAGUGUCAUGUUCUUUAUGCUUCCUGGGUGUGUUUUGCACGUUUCUUUGAGAUUUAUAUAUAUGCACUCUGCUUCUUGUAAUUUGCUUGAGUACUUCAAUAGUACAAUGUGUAUUGUGUGGUA